CUCCGCCUCCCACACAGGCCGCUGCUCGGCGAUGAGGAUGCUUCUCGCCGACCAGGCUCAGGACUGGACCGAGGAGGUCAUCACGAUGGAGCAGUGGACGGACGGAGCCUUAAAGAAGUCCUGCGUUUUCGGCCAGCUGCCCAAAUUUAAAGAUGACCACUUCGUGCUGUUCCAGUCCAAUGCCAUUCUCCGCCACUUGGCCCGCAAACAUGAUUUGUACGGGAUGGACAACAAGGAGGCCGCACUGCUGGACAUGACUAAUGACGGAGUCGAGGACCUGAGGAUGAAGUACGCCAUACUCAUCUACAAAGAAUAUGAGACUGGGAAAGAUGCUUUCAUCAAGAACAUCCCAGCGGAACUGAAGCCUUUCGAAAACAUACUGGCCAAAAAUAAUGGAGGGAAGGAUUUUCUCGUGGGGAAAAAGAUCUCUUACGCUGAUUAUAACCUGGUUGAUCUGCUCUCUAACCUCGAGGUGCUGUCUCCGGGUUGCCUGAAUGUCACCCCCCUGCUCAAGGCCUACGUGGACCGUGUCCUCUCCAGGCCUAAACUCAAGGCUUACCUGGAAUCCGACGCUCACAAAAAACUCCCCAUCAACGGGAAUGGGAAGCAGUGAGCGCGAGGGAGAGGCCCAGGCCCCCAGAACCAGGCCCAGCUAGGCCUCACCGACCUUCGACCCCCCACCCCCCCCCCUUCCACUGGAUAGCUUGACGUCUCGCUCGUUGUCACGGCGACUGAAAUAAAGCCGGCGCUGGCGUAAACCAGG
Messenger RNA from Carcharodon carcharias (great white shark), 763 nucleotides. RefSeq names its product glutathione S-transferase P-like. Gene Ontology annotation, biological process: glutathione metabolic process. NCBI's taxonomy places the organism in Eukaryota, Metazoa, Chordata, Chondrichthyes, Lamniformes, Lamnidae. Gene Ontology annotation, molecular function: glutathione transferase activity. The coding region runs from base 32 to 613 and encodes 193 amino acids. Gene Ontology annotation, cellular component: cytosol. The transcript is spliced from 5 exons. The record is from RefSeq and is a predicted model, not a curated record.